Paramuricea clavata is the source of this 1175-nucleotide messenger RNA. The record is from the annotation of a GenBank genome assembly. NCBI's taxonomy places the organism in Eukaryota, Metazoa, Cnidaria, Anthozoa, Malacalcyonacea, Plexauridae.
AUGGCUAAAUACAAUUUAUUGCGAGGUGACUUUAACAACCCUAUAUUUGCUGUUACAUUUGAUUUUUAUUCUCCAAGACCUCACUUUAUUAUUUUAACAAAAGACGGUGCCGGUAUCGAACGAGAAUUUAGUCGCAUCACACACAGGCAGACACAGCAGCUCGUCAAAGCUGGAAAAUCUGUAUUGGAAAGCUUCAAAAUAGAUGAUGGCAUUUUGUCUAUACACCGCGGAGCGUGGAGAAGCGAAACAAAGAAAAUUCAUGUUCAUUUUUGCGUUGACGUUGAAAGUUAUUUACGAGUUUUUGAAAGCCUAAAGGAAGCCAUUCCCAACUGGCCAAAUAAGCGAUAUGUUACAAAGGAAUGGAAAGGGAGUACAAACCCACACUCAUACGCACAAAAUGUACGAGGCUAUCCUUAUCGUAGUUAUUUGGAAAAAGAAGUGAAAGCCAUUAGAACAAAUUCAUCUCGUGAGCCCGACGUUCCACUCGGAGAAAUACAACUCGAAGGCGGUAUAACCAAGAUAGUCUAUCAUCCAAGCCAUCCAAAGAUUGGCUUCGUUGGCACAAAACCUGACUCGAUUGAAGAGUUGCAACAAGUGCUCUGGGCGAUGGAAAAAUUCGCCAAAGAACUCAGUUUGACAGACUUGGAAUCUAAGGACGAGAACCAUGGCUGCCAUAUUUGUUUGUAUUUGGGUUCGGGUAUGUAUUUAUAACGGUAUAUUCCAAGCAUGUGUAAGCUUUAUAUCCUACUAUUCCUUAAUCCAGAUCCUAUAUCUGAUGCAUGUCGAUCUAUUUUUCCUUUCAAAGAAGGUUAAAACCCGUGAAGGAAUUUUUAUAUAAUCAUAUAUGAAAGGCCGGAAAGUGCAAUCAGACAUUGAAGGAAUAAUUCCGAAAUGUCAAUAAGACAAGAAACUUACAUCAUGCAUUGCAAUGUCCUUUCCAAAUUGGCCUUGUACUUGUAGCUCAGACGGUAGAGCAUCGUGCUUUUCAACUUAUGUUUUCUUUUUUUAUCCAUGUAGUUACAACUGAUGGCUGGAAUUUCACCAGGAAAGAUGGAGAGGAUGUUGUAGGACACAUCGUGAUGGCCGGGUUUCGCUUCUAUCAUCUGUGUCCUGUGGACCUUCGAGAGAAUUGGUUACUUGCUUAUCGGCAAUCAGACUUUAAGUGUCUGACCUAA